This is a messenger RNA of Python bivittatus (Burmese python), 6016 nucleotides long. It is a transcript of the gene ABHD2, whose product is annotated as abhydrolase domain containing 2, acylglycerol lipase. The record is from RefSeq and is a predicted model, not a curated record. Gene Ontology annotation, cellular component: sperm plasma membrane; sperm flagellum. NCBI's taxonomy places the organism in Eukaryota, Metazoa, Chordata, Lepidosauria, Squamata, Pythonidae. Gene Ontology annotation, biological process: sperm capacitation; medium-chain fatty acid catabolic process; steroid hormone receptor signaling pathway. Gene Ontology annotation, molecular function: acetylesterase activity; monoacylglycerol lipase activity.
GGGAGGAGCCGCCGGUGGCGACGGCCGCGCAAGGUGUGUGAAAGGCCGUGGCGGACGGGCGUCUCGAUGGGACUCGUUGUCCGGCGGGGCAUUGGCGGGAGCGCCGGCGUUGGGCCUACGCAGGCUAACUUUGAAUUGGACUUCAUGUUUGCCUAGACGUUCUGGAGUUUCCUGUUUUUAAGAAUAAGUGUCAUACCACACAGAUAGCAAGAUGAGUUCCUUAAUAGAAGCCCCUGAGCUGCCGGCAGUGUUUGAUGGGGUUAAACUGGCUGCUGUUGCUGCUGUUCUUUACAUUAUUGUCCGCUGCCUGAAUCUGAAGAGCCCAACUGCUCCUCCUGAGCUGAUAUACCAAGACACUCCUUUGUCCCGCUUCCUAAUAAAAUCUUGCCCUCUCCUAACCAAAGAGUACAUUCCACCUUUGAUCUGGGGAAAGAGUGGGCACAUUCAGACUGCUCUUUAUGGGAAGAUGGGGAGAGUACGAUCACCACAUCCUUAUGGGCUUCGCAAGUACCUCACAAUGUCAGAUGGUGCCACAGCAACUUUUGACCUCUUUGAACCACUAAUUGAAAACAGCAGUAGAGAAGAUAUCACAAUGGUCAUCUGCCCUGGAAUAGCUAAUCACAGUGAGAAGCAGUACAUCCGAACCUUUGUUGACUAUGCUCAAAAGAAUGGCUACCGGUGUGCUGUGUUAAAUCAUCUUGGCGCCCUGCCAAAUAUUGAACUGACUUCACCACGCAUGUUCACUUAUGGUUGCACCUGGGAAUUUGCUGCUAUGGUGAACUACAUCAAGAAGACAUAUCUUUAUUCCAACCUAGUUGUUAUUGGCUUUAGCCUGGGUGGAAAUAUAGUGUGCAAAUAUCUAGGGGAGUCCCAGUGUAACCAGGACCGCGUGCUCUGUUGUGUCAGUGUGUGUCAGGGGUAUAGUGCAUUGAGAGCACAGGAAACCUUCAUGCAAUGGGAUCAGUGCCGGAGAUUUUACAAUUUCCUCAUGGCAGACAACCUGAAGAAAAUAAUCUUGUCUCACAGACAAGCUUUAUUUGCUGAAACCUCUAAAAAGCCCCAAUGUUUAGUGGAAACAGAUCUAAGCAGACUUCACACAGCAACUUCGCUCAUGCAGAUUGAUGACAACAUUAUGAGAAAAUUUCAUGGCUACACCACCUUAAAGGAAUAUUAUGAACAGGAGAGUUGUCUGCAUUACUUGCACAGAAUCUUUGUUCCCCUCUUGCUAGUUAAUGCUGCUGAUGACCCAUUGGUGCAUGAUAGCCUCUUAUCAAUCCCAAGAGCCCUCUCAGAAAAACGGGAGAACGUCAUGUUUGUCUUACCAUUGCAUGGAGGCCACCUGGGAUUUUUUGAGGGUUCAGUACUUUUUCCCGAGCCCCUCACUUGGAUGGAUAAACUAGUGGUGCAAUACGCGAAUGCCAUCUGUCAGUGGGAGAAGAAUAAAUCUCAUUGCUCAGAUACGGAACAAUCAUCUGGCCAAGAAUAAACAGUCCCAAAGACUUUUCAGGUUGUUUCCAACUUAGUCCCCAUCUUCUUCUUCUUCCCUCCUGCUUUUCCAGGCCAGGCCUGAUCAUCUUCAAUGUAGGCGUUUGACCACAGUGUUUCAUGCCAAAUAGAGUUACAACCCAAGGAGUUGCUAUUUUGAACAAUUUGGGAGUGUGCUUGGAGCAUACUCACGCAGUGACAAAACUCUUCCAGUCUCUUGGGGGUUGCUGCCUGUAGCUUUCUAUAAGGUUCCAAAACCAGUGGAACAACAGAACAUCUUUGAAAGCAGCAAGAUGUUCCAACGCUUAUACUUUCACUGUUCAAAGAAAACAAAAUAACCUCCUCUGGUUGUUUUGCAAAAGUUGCGUAGCGUGUUACUAAUGCGAGAUAGGAGUGUACUUCCUUUGUGGCUUUGUUUCACCUUGUUGCCACCACUGGCCCUAGCAGGAGGGAAGUGUUAUAUGUUUGUGGAAGACACCAACAAAUCCUCUCUACAGGCCAUCAGUACAGCUGCGUGCAAAGCAGGGGAGAAAGACGUGGAAUUUGAAUGUCCAGAAUCUCACCCCUCAAGUGAGGAAGAACCUCACCCUUUCUUGUUAAUGCAUUUCAAGGGUUUAGAUUGCUUUGGAAAUAUUUGAAAGAUCCAGUCAGUCCUUAUUCCAGGAUUCUGGAAUGCUGGCUGAGUAUAUUUAAUCACAUGCUUUGCUUUUUCAUUGGGACUUUCCACAUAGAAAGCUUUGGGGUUGAACAGUAGAUUCCCUGCUCUGUUACUACUUGAGAUUAAAACAAGUAGCCUUGUGACAGUUGCCUUUUCUAAAAUGAGGUAUUAUAAUUUGACAUCAGAGUUGUGAGUGCUCCUAACCAGGCCUUUUAAUACUGUCUGUAAGUGAAAACCAGUGACCAUCAGUCUGAGAGUUGUCUGUUGUUGUUUUUUUUUCCUUUAGAGAAGCUUCAUACGUGAAGGAUGGCAGGAACAAAACACCCACAUUCUUUUUACCUCCCCAAUAUACCAGAGCAGUAUAGUAACGUUUUGAAAGCCGCAACUGAUUUGGCUUAGAGAAGUUGGGGAUAGAUUUAAAGAAAUUGUACUGAAUGCCUUAACUAUUAGUGGCUUCUGCAAUUCCCGGAGCCCAAAGCUGCUCAUUAGUUUUUCAGCCUACUGACAUCAACUGAGAUUGGCAACUCUUGCAUUAGGGUGAGAUGCAGUAACGCAGAUACAGCGAAGAAGCAGCAUUUUUGCUGCUCUACGAUAGAGAAACAGAUUUUGGCACUGAGCAAGUUUCCAGUCUGAAAGUGAAAAACGACACAUCUUAAUUAUAUAUUAAUUAUAUAUAUAUAAAUCUCCAUUAGGCUAUUUUUCAACUGCAGUUCUAUUUAGAACUGUUGGUUUAGUGUUCCUUCCUUAUGGCAUAGUCUAAUUACGUUUUAAUAGUCAUUCCCUUGCAUUAUAGUCCCCAUAAUAGUUAGCACUUUAUUGCUUCAACCUUUUGGUUUGCUGCCUAGACACUUUAAUUAUAGCGGGCACUUGGUUUUUAAAUGGUUAGAAAGUCUUUCUUGAAAAUAAAAUGUAUGGGGUAUCUUUCCAGCCAGUUUUGAGAUUCAAAAAAGUGUAUACUAUGUUUGUGAGGUUUUCAUUCUUUUUUUUUUUUAAUUGAGCAAUAAUUGCCUGUAGCAAAGGUGCAUUUCUCACAUCAGGAAUCAAAGUGCCCCAGCCUCAGAUGGGUAGUCUUGACCUGUUCAACAAACUGUGUGACUUAAGCACAGUAAGUGAAUUCAGAUUCUAUUUUGUUCUCACAUAGGAAAGAUCAUAUAGGAAGUUCUCACAUAGGAAUGAUCACAUAAUACAAGGUUCAGGUUUCCUUCUCCUCUCCCCCACCCCCAUGUAGACUUUAAAUUGUUAAUCUAUUUUUAUUUUGCUUUUUUAGCAUUUCCUGCUCCUUCCCUGGACACCAAAUCCAAGAUAGGCAUAUGCUUUUGGCUGCAGAAGAACAUUUUAAUGAUCUCAAAUGCUUAUUUCUCUUCCACUUAAAAACAAAAAAACAAAAACCUAGAUGUUUCAACUGUUUCCUUUGUUGCAGUGUAUAAAAUAGGAAUGAACAUGACUUAUUUUUCGUCACCUGCACAGCGUAUUAGAAAGCAGGCUAUAAGAAUCAUAAUACUAAUUUUCAUCAUUUCCAUCUCCAGCUUUCUCUCCUUUUUAGCACGUGAUUAUUUUACCAAAGCCAGCUCUCCUAGCAGUCAAUAAGACAUAUUGUACUUUUUGAUCUGACUCUGAGAGCCAGGGAUUGUAACAUGACUUCCGCCCAAAUAGGACCUUUAUUGUGUUUUGCAUUUAAAAUAAACGUGAUAAAUCUAGGCUUUUCCUAACCUGGUGCUCCCCCUCAAUUCCGAUGUAUUUGCCUUAAUGGCUGGGAAUAGUAUAUUUCAACACCCCUGAAGGAAAUCCAAUUGAUAAAAUAAUUGCUGUGAAUUAAAAUUAUAAAUGUCCUUGCAAGUAAAGGCACUUAAUAGCCGUGGUUGCUGAAGGGGCUAUGAGGAUAGAGUUUCCCUUUUUUUUUUUUAAACCAGGUACAGAUUGGUUUUGAGUAUAGUAUGACAAAGAAUUAAUCCUUCCUUUAAAUUUUGGAACCUGGCUUACAAAGUUGUGCAGUUACAUAAUGUAGCAGUUUCAAGGAGGAUUGCUUUCAUGAUUUAAAUUCAUUUAAAACUAUUCAACCCCUUGGAAAAUCAUUUUCAUUUGCUCUAUGCUGUAAAUGUAAUAAGACUCUUAUAUCUCCCAGAUGUAGCGGGAAAACCAAAAUUCUCACUAAGUUGGACAGUCAAAGGAGUGUCUUUUAAGUCCCACAUUUGAUAUAUUUUCUGCUGCAUCAAUGAAAGGAAACCCAAGUGAGUUUGUGAUAAAUUGAAUUCUAACCCUCCCCCCCCCAAAAAAAGAUUCUAUAAGGAAAAGAGAGGAGUGAUGAAAAACUGACCAACAGGAGAUAGCUGCCAAUUUGUAUACCUACAUACUAAACCUUUUUUACUUUAGUGAAACAAAAUGUUGCUUGAAACUUAUUGGAAACAAAUCAGGAGGUUAUGUCUUUUGAGACAUUUUUCUACCACUUAUCUUAAACUCGGUAAAUCAUUCCUUCUGUUACUUUUUUUCUGGAAAAGAUAAUUUUUUGAAGGAUUUUCUUUGCUUUGUACGUUCAGAAUUUAUAUCUGAUUGUUUUUCUAAAGAUAUUUUUUUGUAAACUGGAGAUCUUGCUGCCCAUACAUUUUGGGGCGAGCCCAUCGCAUCCCCCUUUUUUAAUGAAGGCAGUGUUGAGAAUUGCAUCAAGCCCCCUUGAUGAGCUGUUACAGCCAAAUGGUUCAUCCUGUGGCAAGAGUGAGUUGAAGCCAGCUUUGCCAGUUGACCAAAAGAUAUAAGCCAACCCUUUCCUGGCAACAGCUGUGGUAGAAUUAAUGUCUUGGCAGCAUGUCUUUGCAUUAAAGAUAGCCUUCUGUGGGUCAAAGGUGCAUUUCCCAAAUCUAUGAUAGUUUGCAAGUGGUCCUUAGGCUUUGAUCUAUAUGUAAAGAAGGAAUAGCCAACUGGUGGACUACAUUUCACCUUCCAUUCCUUUUCUACUUCAUUCUCAUCCCCUCAAGAACAUUUGCUGAAAUUCAGCCACAUGAUCUAUGCUUUCUUUAAAAUACGUAACAUAGGUGCAUUAAGUCUCUGAUAGCUUCACACAUAUAUUUGUUUUUUAAACAGAGUUGAAAAUUCUGGCCCAGCCCUCUAGUGAUGGCCCUGCCAUGCUGCAGCAGAUAGAUUAGUGCACCCGUGUGUCAUCCUCGGCCCCAGAAAUCUUACCUAUUUCUGAUCUAAAGGUAUAUGUGACCAGGUCCUCAGGUCACAUUACAACUCAAUAUUAAUCUUAGUGAUGUGUUAGUCCCAGAUAUAGGCUGAUAGCAUUGAUGUGCAUAUGUGUGUCAAAAAAUAGGGAAAAUUUGUUACAAAACACACGUCCCUAACUGUCUCAUGCACAUAAAGAGCAAAGCAUGAAGUUUUCCUUAGAUUGCAUUGUUACACUGAUGUAAGCUCUGUUGCUGUUCACUUCCUUUAGAUGUGCAGAAUAGAGCUUCCACAUUCCCAAGUGGGAUUUCUGUCAUAGGAAAAUGCCUCAAUAAGAGUCCCGACUAUGGCAUUUUGACUUUAACUCAGAGCGAUUCGCCUGGCAGCAGCAGUAGUCAUCAGAAAGAAGAUUUAAGUGUCCAUACCACACCUUUCCCCACCUUCUGUUUAUUUCGCAUGUUACGUGAUGGUCUUAAUGGCAAACCUGGUUCAUUUCCCGCAGAUCCUCUUAAUCAGAGCAAAAGGCAGCUUGUCUGUGGGAGGAUUUUUUGCUCAUCCACAAAGGAAAGGACUCUACCCAGUGCACUACACUGCCACACAGUGUUGCACUGGUGUUGGGAGUCCUUAGCUUUUGGCCUUUGCAAACAUCCGUUGGGCUAAGUAUAUGUGUUUCUGCCUGGAAUUAUUUUGUUAAGUCUGGUUUUUCCCCCCCCCCCU